Molecule: messenger RNA, 3060 nt
Organism: Electrophorus electricus (electric eel)
Lineage: Eukaryota; Metazoa; Chordata; Actinopteri; Gymnotiformes; Gymnotidae
Gene: aldh5a1
Product: aldehyde dehydrogenase 5 family, member A1 (succinate-semialdehyde dehydrogenase)
Biological process (GO): GABA catabolic process
Cellular component (GO): mitochondrion
Molecular function (GO): succinate-semialdehyde dehydrogenase (NAD+) activity
Source: RefSeq, a predicted model, not a curated record
CAAGUCUGUAAGAUAGUGGCGUGCGUCCUCUAGUGUCGUCAUCACGGUAAACAGUGGCAGCGUCUUUGUGAACUGGAGCCAGCCAGCCAGCCAUCCAGCAAUAGCUGGCCUUGCACAGUGUGGCUUUAUUGCCUCAUGUGAAUUGUCCCUCCGUGGCGUGUACGUCUUGAAUUUUACAAUUUCGGAGUAGCCUUGUAAUGGGUAGUUUUGGUCUUGCAAGUAGUAAAUGUUUUCUUCGCCGAAUCCUUCCGGGCCUACCUAACAUGUUUUGCCGUGAGUACAGCCUCGAUGUAUCUGCUGAACUGCUCCGAACACAGGGCUUCGUUAAUGGUCGAUGGGUAUCUGCUGCUUCGACUUUUCCGGUGUUAGAUCCAGCGACAGGCAAAGAACUGGUUAAAGUCUCUGACUUUGGUCCUCGGGAAGCCAGGGACGCGGUCAUUGCUGCUCACAAAGCCUUUGACUCGUGGAAGUGUCAAACUGCAAAGGAAAGGAGCAUUCUACUCCGGAAAUGGUUUGACUUGGUCACUCAGCACAAAGAGGAUCUAGCAAAGCUCAUUACAGCAGAAUGUGGGAAGCCCAUGAGAGAGUCCCUAGGUGAAAUUGCAUACUCUGCAUCCUUUCUGGAGUGGUUCUCGGAGGAAGCUCGUCGUGUCUAUGGGGAUAUUGUUGCUCCCACCGCUAAGGAUCGCAAGAUACUACUGCUCAAACAGCCAGUGGGUGUGGCCUCCAUCAUCACCCCAUGGAACUUUCCCAGCGCCAUGAUAACCAGGAAAGUGGGAGCAGCUCUGGCUGUAGGCUGCACUGUGGUGGUGAAACCUGCUGAGGACACGCCCCUCUCAGCCCUUGCCCUUGCUGAGCUGGCAACCCAGGCUGGGAUCCCUGCUGGAGUGUUCAACGUGGUGCCCUGUUCCAGGGAGAAGGCCAGUGCUGUGGGUGAAGUCCUCUGUACAGACCCUCUGGUGGCCAAAAUCUCAUUCACUGGAUCGACUGCCACUGGCAAGAUUCUGCUGAAACAUGCAGCAGAAACGGUGAAGAGAGUGUCAAUGGAGCUGGGGGGACAUGCACCCUUCAUCAUCUUCGACAGCGCGGAUGUGGACAAGGCUGUAGCUGGAGUGAUGGCCUCCAAAUUUAGAAACUCAGGCCAAACCUGCGUAUGCUCCAACCGAUUCCUGGUGCAGCAAGGGAUCCAUGAUCUGUUUCUGGAGAAGCUGGGCAGGGCCAUGGACACAGAGCUGCGCCUGGGCCACGGAUCAGACCCCACAACCACCCAGGGGCCCCUCAUCAACACACGAGCCGCAGAGAAGGUGGAGCACCAGAUAGCCGAUGCUGUGGCUCAGGGAGCUGUGGUGCUGAAGGGUGGAAAGAGACUGGAAGGCUCUUUCAUGCAGCCCACACUCCUCUCCAAUGUCACAACUGACAUGCUCUGUAUGCACGAGGAGACUUUUGGACCCCUGGUACCAGUUAUCAAGUUCAACAAAGAAGAGGAGGCUCUCGCCAUUGCUAAUGCAUCUGCAGUUGGACUAGCAGGAUAUGUCUACACUCAGGAUAUAAGUCAGAUAUGGCGAGUGGCUGAGCAGUUGGAGGUAGGGAUGGUGGGAGUAAACGAAGCUCUGCUCUCCACACCAGAGGCUUCAUUUGGUGGAGUCAAGCAAUCAGGACUGGGCAGGGAAGGGUCCAAGUAUGGUGUGGAUGAGUAUCUGGAAGUGAAGUAUAUGUGUUUUGGUGGCCUUGCACUCUAAGACAUAGAUUCCUAAUCCAGUCAUUGGAGCUCUCCAACCAGACUAGGUUUUGUUUUUUUUGUUUUUUUAAACUGUGUUAAAGCUCUCAACACACCUUAGCCAGGCAAUUAAGGACUGUAUCUAAAUCCACAUACUACCAUCCUAAGUACUAUGUGAAAAUAGUACACCAUUCAGAUUUUCUACCGGCUUAUCUAUAUAUCUCCAGCUAAUUUAUACCUCGUGUGACAUUGAUUCCCAAAAUAUGCCCAGGCUGUUAAUUACAAACUGAUAAAACUGAUAAAAUGUCAAUAGUAAUUUUUAGGAUGUAGUGUGUGGUUUUGGAUGAGGCCCAGUGUUCUCUAGGCCUGGUUUAACCUGGGUCAGGUCUACCAGGAGAGAACAAAAGCUGAUGUCGCUACUGGUGGAUUGCAUGGCUCCAUGGGCAAGAACAGGAGAAACAUGGGGACUGUUCUUCCCACAUGGUCUUUUGUUACUCAUAUUGUCUAACCACAUAAAGCCAAUCGUAAAAGGACUGUGAUUUCACAGAGCCAGUUAGAAUCGGAUUACAGAAUACUAAUUUUUAACUUGUAUCAUUUAAAAAUUUAAGACUACAUAUUAAUAAGGACAUUCCUUUAUCUGCUGUAGUGGUGUGCCACAAAAUGCACAAUUUAAAAAAUUAGAGGCACUUUUUUAAAACCACUAUACAACACUGUUGUGUGAGUAAAUAUAAUUGUUGUGCGUGUUGUAUGACCAAUGUGUUUUAAUUAUAUUCAGUUCUCCAGGUAAUUUUCUCUCUUUUUUUAGUAAUAAUGUCUACUAAUAAAAAAAUAAACCUGUACCCACCAAAGAUGUGGAUCCAGUAUUCUUAACCAGAUAAUAUGAUGCCGUAGGUUUGGCAGUUGAAGUGUAUGGAAACCUCUGCUUGCUAGAAUGUUGUCUUGGCAUUGGUCUGUUUAGAAAGUGCAAUUCACAAACCAUGCCCAAAAAUCAGUUUUUAUGCUUUCUGCAGAAGCUUCUCAAAUGUUGGGGCUCAUGGAUUAAGUCUCGUUGUAAGCAUAAUGUCAGCCUUUUAUUAUUUAUUUAUUUUUGUUAAUAUAUUUCACAAUGGUGAUUGUCAUUGCUUCUCCAUUUAGAUGUAGCAUCACAUUACAUUUGCACUGAAAUCAAGUAGAUUUUUUUCUUGCCUUUUAUAUCAUGAGAAAUUAAGCUUUUGGACAAAAACAAAAAAAUAGUUCACCCAAUAGCCAAUAGUGUAUUUUCAUAUUUUUUAGACCAAGGUCAACUGGUGUCAAAGUAGGUCUUCAUCAGCAGUGGAAUGUUUUCGAAUGCCAAAACACUCAAA